Messenger RNA from Oreochromis niloticus (Nile tilapia), 6091 nucleotides. It is a transcript of the gene cpda, whose product is annotated as carboxypeptidase D, a. Gene Ontology annotation, molecular function: metallocarboxypeptidase activity; zinc ion binding. The coding region runs from base 157 to 4245 and encodes 1362 amino acids. Gene Ontology annotation, biological process: peptide metabolic process; protein processing. The transcript has 21 exons. NCBI's taxonomy places the organism in Eukaryota, Metazoa, Chordata, Actinopteri, Cichliformes, Cichlidae. The record is from RefSeq and is a predicted model, not a curated record.
GAGGUGAACGGAAGUAGAUGGAAACAGGCAGGCCAGAACAACUGUGGCAGCGGAAAGACGUCCGUCCGUGCAGAGCCAAAAACCAAAAUACCCGAGUGUAGUGUUUGUUGUUCAGUUACCAGUUCCGGAUGGUGUAGAAGUAGAAGACAGGUCAACAUGGUGGCUAACUGGGAACAUGUCUCGAUGACGCUGAAACUACGAGUGUCACUUUUCGCCUUUCUUCUCCUUUUUGUCGCCUCUCUUGGCGACGACAGACUGCACGGCACACGAAGCGCCCGAGCCUCUACGGAGGAAGCAGUAGAAACUUACGACAUAUACUACCAUUAUGAUGAACUAACGAAACGUUUACAGUCGUUAGCCCAGAAAUACCCUCACAUAGCUAACCUGUCGACUGUAGGACAGUCCGUGGAGGGCAGGCAGCUGUGGGUGAUGCGGAUCACCAGGGACCCCGACAGGGAGUCACCGAGGAAACCUAAAUUUAAAUACGUUGGGAACAUGCACGGCGACGAAACCGUGUCCAGACAGGUGCUGGUUUACCUCGUGGAGUACCUGCUAACCAAAUAUGGGGAGGAAAAGCGCAUCGCUGAACUGGUGAACAGCACCGAUAUUUACAUCAUGCCCAGCAUGAAUCCCGACGGCUUUGAGAAGUCCAUAGAGGGGGACUGCAGUGGUGACAACGGCGGUCGAAAUAACGCCAAAAAUAAGGACCUAAACAGAAGCUUUCCUGACCAGUUCGACGGAACCACCGCGGAUCCAGCUACUAUCCCCGAAGUGAUGGCAGUGAUGAGAUGGAUCCAAGAGAAAAAAUUUGUGCUGUCAGGGAACCUGCAUGGUGGCACUGUGGUUGCCAGUUACCCUUUUGAUGACUCAGCCUCCCACCAGCAAGAAGGUCACUACAGCCCGUCGGCGGACGAUGGUCUGUUUCGCCACCUGGCCCUGGUAUAUUCCCAGAACCACCCUGUAAUGAAGACCGGUGAGCCUCACUGUCCUGAUACGCCAGAAGAAACAUUUAAAGAUGGCAUUACUAAUGGAGCGGCGUGGUACGACGUGCCAGGAGGGAUGCAGGACUACAACUACAUUCAUGGAAACUGUCUGGAAAUCACCAUGGAGCUGAGCUGUUGCAAAUACCCUUCAGCUUCUGAGCUCCAAAGGGAAUGGGAUCUAAACAGGGAAUCCCUGCUAGCCUACAUAGAACAGGUGCACAUCGGCGUUCGUGGCUAUGUGAAAGAUGCAGUUAGUGGUGCUGCCCUCAGCAAUGUCAGCAUUGUGGUAGCAGGCAUUCGCCACAACCUGAUGACAGGAAAAUACGGGGACUACUACCGCCUUCUGCUACCAGGAACAUACAACAUAACAGCUGUGGCUCCAGGGUACAUAUCAGCGACUGUCAGCAGUGUCGAGGUCUCUGAGGGCAAAGCAAAAGAGCUUAACUUUACCUUGACACCUGUGGUCAGUGAGGCAGCAGGUAACAGCACCACUGUAGCUACAACCUCAGUGCCGUCCAUCAGCCAUCCAGACAAUUCCACUACCAGCUCUUCUGGCUCCACCCAGACUCCGGUGGUUACUUCUGUUUCUCCAACUUCACACCAACUGGCCAACCAGCCACAGGAAUUCCGUCAUCACAACUAUGCAGACAUGGAGCUGUUUCUACGGAAGUACAGCAGCGAGUUUCCUUCUAUUACCAAUCUUUACUCUAUAGGCCAGUCUGUAGAAAAGCGCGAGCUGUAUGUGAUGGUCAUCUCAGAUAACCCUGAUACUCAUGAGCAUGGUGAGCCAGAAUUUAAAUAUGUGGCCAACAUGCACGGCAAUGAAGUGGUGGGUCGAGAGUUAAUGCUCAACCUCAUAGAGUACCUGUGUCGUAACUAUGGUACUGACCCGGAGGUCACUGAGUUGGUCAACAACACCCGCAUUCACAUCAUGCCUUCGAUGAAUCCCGAUGGCUACGAGGUAGCUGAGGAAGGUGAUAUAAGUAGCUACAAAGGGCGUAACAACACCAACAAUUUUGACCUGAAUCGCAACUUUCCUGAUCAGUUCGCCAACAUCACAGAACCCAGACAGCCAGAGACUAAAGCUGUGAUGAAGUGGCUGAAGAGCAUCCCUUUCGUCCUGUCAGCUAACCUCCAUGGAGGGUCCUUGGUGGUCAACUACCCCUUUGAUGAUGACAAAGAUGGGAAUAGUUUCUACAGCAAGUCACCUGAUGACGAGGUCUUUCAGCAGGUCUCUAGAGCCUACUCACAGGAAAAUCCUCUGAUGCACCAAGGACACCCCUGUAAGGACCUGUACCCUAAUGAAUCUUUUAAGGAUGGCAUAACCAAUGGUGCCCAGUGGUAUAGUGUUCCUGGUGGCAUGCAAGACUGGAACUACAUAAACACCAACUGUUUUGAGGUGACAAUUGAGCUGAGUUGUGUCAAAUAUCCUCUGGCCAAGGACCUGCCAAAAUACUGGGAUCAAAACCGGCGAUCCUUGCUUCAGUUUAUACACCAGGUUCACACUGGCGUGAAGGGCACAGUUUCAGAUAUAUGGAAUGGUACAGGAAUUCCCAAUGCCACCAUUAGUGUCGAGAAGAUAAACCACAACAUCACUACAGCUCAGACUGGAGAUUACUGGAGAUUGCUGGUCCCUGGGACUUACGCCAUCACUGCCUCUGCUCAUGGUUAUAAGCCUGUGACGAUCUACGCCACAGUCUCAAAGGAUCGAGUGGAGGUGGUGGACUUCAGACUGACAUCUGUGCGCUCAGAGGGUAACCGUCAUUCUUCCAGUGGCCCCCGACCCACACAGAACCCAUCUGAGAGGGAGUUUCAGAGCUUAAUCAAGGAGCUCUCUGUAGGCCAGGGUUUGGAUGAGUUGGUGAAAAACACAGCCGCCGAGAGCAACUUCCGCUACCGACCCUCCAAAGAGAUGUCGGCUUUCUUGAGAGGCCUCACGCUUAACUUUCCCCACAUUACAUCUUUACAGAACCUGAGCCAGAGUGUGGAGUAUAGGAACAUAUGGGCUUUGGAAAUCUCUAACAAACCAAGAGAAUCUGAACCGUCCAAGCCAAAUAUUCGCUUUGUAGCAGGGAUCCAUGGUAAUGCGCCAGUGGGGACAGAGCUGCUGCUGGAGUUUGCUGCCUUCCUGUGCAUCAACUAUGGCAAAAACCCAGCCAUCACCAAGCUGAUCAACGAGACUCGAAUUUUCAUUGUUCCUUCUGUAAACCCUGACGGACGAGAACGGGCUGUUGAGAAGCAGUGCAAAUCUACCCAGGGCUUGACCAACGCUAAUGGCAAGGACCUGGACACAGACUUCUUUGGCAACGCAUCACAGCGUUUGGUGGAUCCCCAACCUGAGACCAGAGCAAUGAUGAACUUCAUUCAAAGCCACCGCUUCACUCUGUCUGUAGCCCUUGAUGGAGGCGCCCUUGUUGCCACUUAUCCUUAUGACAAGCCUGUCCAGACUGUUGACAAUGAAGGCACCUUGAAGUAUUUGGCAAGUGUCUAUGCCAGCAAUCACCCCAAAAUGCACCUUGGGGACACUGAAUGUUCAAAUAAUGGGCAGAUAGGCAACAUCCCAGAUGGAGUUAUGAGAGCAGCGGAGAGAGAAAGUCACCUGGGAAGCAUGAAGGACUACAGUAUGGACUUUGGCCAUUGUCCAGAAAUCACAGUGUACACUGGCUGCUGUCUGUUUCCUCCCGCUGAGCAGCUGGCCACACUCUGGAAUGAGAACAAGAAGUCUCUGCUAAGCAUGUUGGUAGAGAUCCAUAAAGGUGUGCGAGGCAUAGUGAGAGACAAGAGUGGAAAACCAAUUGUUGGGGCGAUCGUUAUACUGAACGGAGGAGUGAGACUGUUUACUGAGGAAGGCGGCUACUUCCAUGCCCUGCUAGCUCCUGGCAAUCACAAUAUUGAAGCAGUUGCUGAAGGCUACCAACGCCAGCGUCAGAAGGUCGUGGUAUCUUCCUUUGAAGCUGCUAACUCCAUCAUCAUAGAGUUUGACAUGGACAACAACAUCUUUGGCCUUCCCAGAGAGUUCGUUGUAGCCAGUGCAGCCGCUACCAUGACAGCACUGGUGGUGACGGCGUGCAUCAUCUGGUGCGUGUGUGCCGCUAAGUCUAAUCGCCAAAAAGAUGGCUUCCACCGUUUGCGCCAACACAGAGACGACUAUGACGACGAGAUCCGGCUCAGCUCUAUGGGCUCCAAGAAGUCCCUGCUUGCCCAUGAGUUUCAGGACGAAAGCGAAAGCGACGAGGAGACUUUGUAUGCCAACAAAAUCUGAGGAACAUGGCAAAAGUUUGUUUGUUUGCUCGGUGUUUUAUUUGGAGCUCAGCCCCCUCCUCACUGUCUCCCAAAGAUCAAACCCCUGACCCACGAGGACCACCAUGAACUCGGCCUCCGUCUCUCUUUAUGGCCAAUAUGAAAGGGAUGGAGCCGGUUUCUGUUACACCAGUAUAUUCUGAGGACCCUCUCCCUGCCAUCCUGUUGGUGUCUGCACUGCAGGUCCUGCUUUUUUUCUUUUCCCCUGCAGAUAUCUCUGAUCAACUUGUUCAACGUAUGGAGCGAGGAAGAAAUUAACAAAAGGAGGGUGGAGAAAGGUGUUCACUCCACCUUUGUCCUCAUCCAGCCCUUAUAGCAGCUUGCUUCUUUGUUUUUUUUGUUGUUUUGUUUUUUUUGUUGUUAUCCGAGCCAUCCAAGAAUCCUCUAAGACGACCACACAUCCUGCCCGGUUGAGACAUCAAGCCGAAUUGUCCAAAUAACUUUAGAUAAAAGUGCGUUAUUUUCUUUGUUUCUCCUCACUGAUGUCUGUGAGCAUCAUGGAUUUAUUUUUAUAACUGCUUUGAAUUAGAAAGUAGGUUAUUUCUGUGUCCAAGCCUUUGGGAGACUGAAUCCAGUUCUGUGCCUUCUAUAAAGUUUACAGUCUCAGUCAGGCUGUAAUGUGUGGCAGAAAGUAACAUACUGGAAAUAUAAUACCAUAGUACUGGAAUUUGAUCCAUCUUAUACUCAGGUGGAGUGAAAGAGAAACUUUUUUUUUUUCUUUCUUACCUCCUUCUGCCGCCCCCCUCCCUCCAAAGAGGAGUGGAACCAUCAGGGAGAAGGUUACAAGGCUUGAAUGAAAUGUUUACCAGAAAGUGGAGUGUGGACUUGAUAGGGUGGGCGGUGAUGUGGGUUGGGGGGACUUGCACAAAUUGGAAAGAAUCACCCUGAAUUUUUGGCCACAAAAAACAAUGAAUCUUUCAAUCUGUAAUCAUAAAAAGAAUGUAUUUUUAUUUCCUUUCUGUUUUAACAGUAAGUUUGUUUGUAAGAUAAUUUAUCUGUAUAUGGAAACUUACUACUUUUGUGGCUAUCACAUUUUGAUCACAGAUCACUAUAUGUGUAAUCUUUCACUAUGAUUUGAGUUUUUAUCUGAAUAUAUUUGGUAUUUUUGCCUUUUUUUUUUUUCUUUUUUCUUUUUUCUUUUUUUUUUUGUACUAAAUAUUUUGAUCACAAUGAAAACCAGGUUUGUCCAUUCAUGACUGUGUAAAACACCCAUACCACACCAUAUAAAGGUUUUAUAAUCUUAUAUCUUUCCUGACUUAUUUUAAAUUGCAGUGAUUGAGUUAAUUAUGAGUUUGAAGUUUUUUGUGUUGGUACUCCGUCAGAGACCCUUUUGUCACUGUGUGAGGAACAGUGACAGCUGGGAUAAGCUCCAGUCCCCAGCAGCAAAUCACUGCGCUGGAUCGUUCAUCGGUAAAGUAUCUCUUGGGUUGGAAAUUCACUCUGUGAUUUCUUUACAUGGCAGUAGUUUGAAGCAAUACGUGUGCGUUCUCUAAAGAAUUUGCCCUGAUUUUCAGUUUGAGAAGAGAUUUCUUGACAUCUGUGUAGGGAGAUACUUUUGUACAUUAUUUUUCUUAAACUGUGUGUGUGUGUGUGAGAGAGUGACUUUUUUGAAGUUAAGUGCGUGCCACAGUCGGGCAGUUUUGUGUGAACAUUUUAUAUGAACUGGAAUCAACUGUAAAUAAUGUUGGCGAUUGUAAGAGGGGGAGCAUCUCAUGUUAACUAUGAAUCAACAUGAAACAUUCAAAAUCCUCUUUGUGAUGUGCACAAAAACUCACAGAACACAAGCAAAUAAAACUUCUCACAACACA